AUGGCCUGGUCGUAUGUUAUCAGCAAUACCGAACUUAUGACACACAAGGAGGCACUUCUGAAAACGGAAGCUGGUCAGAAACUGUCACCGGAUGAAAAAAAUAAAAUCUACCUUGGUAUACGGCAGCUAAACAUGCAGGAGAUGUUCGCCUAUUCACCCACCUCACCACCACCUCAACCGUAUCCAUAUCGAGACCAGAUUAAUUCAUCAGCACUGUUCAGGUUAUUUUUGAUGCAAUGUCUAUCGCGCUCAAUGAAUGCAACAGAAUGGAGUACCACCGGAUGCACUGCAAGUCGUGUGAUUUUAGCCCAAAAGCAUAUUAUUCUUGCCUCUCUCUUUAUGGUUCACAAUUGUUGA
Molecule: messenger RNA, 357 nt
Organism: Protopolystoma xenopodis
Lineage: Eukaryota; Metazoa; Platyhelminthes; Monogenea; Polystomatidea; Polystomatidae
Source: the annotation of a GenBank genome assembly